AUGUGCUGCUCCACUUGCUGCCAGCCCAGCUGCUAUGGGUCCAGCUGUUGUGGAUCCAGCUGCUGCUGCCGCCCAUGCUGUGUGUCCAGCUGCUGCCAGCCUUGCUGCCGCCCAUGCUGUGUGUCCAGCUGCUGCCAGCCUUGCUGCCGCCCAUGCUGUGUGAGCAGCUGCUGCCAGCCUUGCUGCCGCCCAUGCUGUGUGUCCAGCUGCUGCCAGCCUUGCUGCCGCCCAUGCUGUGUGUCCAGCUGCUACCAGCCUUGCUGCCGCCCAUGCUGUGGGUCUAGCUGUUGCCAGCCUUGCUGCAACCCAUGCUGUGUGUCCGGCUGCUGCCAGCCAUGCUGCUGUACAAGCUGGUGUCAGACGACCUGCUACAGAACCUCCCGUUGCCAGCCCAGCUGCUGCUGCCGCCCUUGCUGUGUGUCCAGCUGCUGCCAACCAUGCUGCCAGCCAUGCAGACGCCCUUGCUGUGGGUCUGCUGCUGCCAGCAUCCUGCUGCUGAUCACCUCAUCAAAGAAACACCUUCUUCAUACACCAUCUGUUAACUGA
Myotis myotis is the source of this 546-nucleotide messenger RNA. Its product is annotated as keratin-associated protein 9-1-like. The transcript has a single exon. Lineage: Eukaryota; Metazoa; Chordata; Mammalia; Chiroptera; Vespertilionidae. The record is from RefSeq and is a predicted model, not a curated record. Bases 1 to 546 code for a protein of 181 amino acids.